Molecule: messenger RNA, 1770 nt
Organism: Marasmius oreades (fairy-ring Marasmius)
Lineage: Eukaryota; Fungi; Basidiomycota; Agaricomycetes; Agaricales; Marasmiaceae
Exons: 19
Coding region: 1-1770 (589 amino acids)
Biological process (GO): amino acid transmembrane transport
Cellular component (GO): membrane
Molecular function (GO): amino acid transmembrane transporter activity
Source: RefSeq, a predicted model, not a curated record
AUGGACCCCAUUGAUAAAGAAAAACUUGCUGUCGAUGAAGGAAGUAACUCGUCGCACAUCGAGUUCUAUGAUCCUUCAAAGGAGUCAAUAUGGACACGGCUAGGUGUAUCGUUCGAGAGCUUCAAAAGAGCACCCGGAGGAACGGGCUCUCAAGUCAUCUCUGGUGAUCUUGCUCCGGAGGAAAUCGAGAAACUCAAAGCAGAGGCCCCCAUGUUACAAGCAAAAAUGAAGCCUCGGCACUUGAACAUGAUUGCGGUCGGCGGAGCAAUCGGGACAGGUCUCUUCGUCGGCUCAGGUUCAGCCCUUCGCGUUGGGGGGCCCGCCGCAGUCUUGAUUGCGUGGAUUUUAAUCGGGCUAAUGAUGAUUAGUGUCACACAAGCGAUUGGGGAAAUGUCCAUAUUGUAUCCUGUAUCCGGAGGUUUCUACAUGUUGGCCAACAGGUUCCUCGACCCGGGCUUCGCAUUUGCCAUGGGCUGGAAUUACUAUUUGCAGUGGGCCUGUGUUUUGCCGCUAGAAAUUACUGUUGCUAUCACUACAGUCCAAUACUGGACCCGCGCAGUACCUGUUGCUGCCUGGGUUACAAUUUUCAUAUUCCUUAUCGUGUUCCUGACCGUUUUUGGCACCCUUGGAUAUGCCGAAGAAGAGUUUUGGGCAUCGUGCUUGAAACUCAUUGUCGUAACGAUGUUCGUCCUGAUUUCAAUUGUUUGCGUUUGUGGCGGUGGACCCAGUAGCGGGCAGUAUAACCACUACACAGGCGGUCAUCUUUGGCAUGACCCCGGAGCGUUCUCUCAUGGCUUUCACGGGCUUUGUGGAGUGUUCGUGACGGCGGCAUUCUCGUUUUCAGGAACAGAGGUCGUCGGUCUUGCUGCCAGUGAAACACCGAACCCCCGUUCUACCAUGCCAGGUGCCGUUAAGGGUACUUUUUGGCGUGUCACUCUGAUCUAUGUUACAUCCCUACUCAUGGUGGGCCUUCUGAUUCCCUAUAACGAACCACGACUCUUUGGUGCCAGUGAUGCGUCUGCUUCUCCAUUCGUGAUCGUCCUUGACAAUGCAAACAUUCAUGGGCUUAACCACCUUGUCAAUGCCACCAUUUGCGUGUCUGUGAUCUCGAUUUCCCUUUCAUGCGUAUAUGCUGGAUCUCGAACCUUGACUGCCCUGGCUGAAAGUGGUUACGCGCCGAAAAUUUUUACAUAUGUUGACAAAUCUAGCAGACCGUUGUGGUCGGCCAUUGUGACAAUCCUGUUCGCUCCCAUCGCUUACGUCGAUGUCGCGACGGCGAGUUCCGUCGUCUUUGACUGGUUGACCGCUGUUUCGGGGCUGUCCGUGCUCUUCACCUGGGGUGCCAUAUGCUUGUGCCACAUCCGAUUCCGAAGGGCAUGGAAAGUUCAAGGUCACUCUCUCGAAGAACUCCCUUUCACAGCUUUGGGGGGAGUUUGGAGCUCGUAUCUAGGGCUCGUCCUUAUUGUCCUAGUCUUCAUGGCUCAGUUCUAUGUUGCCUUGUUCCCCGUUCCAGUCAACGGGCCUAUCAAUCCCACUCCCAAGGAAAGAGCGGAGAGCUUCUUCAAGGCUUAUCUGGCCUUCCCUGUCAUCAUCUCAUUCUGGAUCUUCGGCUAUCUUUGGAAGAAGACACGUCCCAGGCGUGCCCAUGACAUCGACCUCGACACUGGACGAAGAUCUUGGUACACAGUCGAGCAAAUGAGAAAGCACCAUGCCGAGCGCGCCCGGGCUCCGAUCUACGUGAAGGUUUUCCGCCUCUUGUUCUCUCAUUGA